AUGGAAGAGCUCACCGCCUUCGUGUCGAAGUCUUUCGAGCACAAAGUCAAGGAGAAGAAGGAGGUGAUCACCUACCGGGAGGUGCUGGAGACCGGUGCGGCGCGAGCGGCCGGCCGCGGCGGCGGCGGGGAGGAAUCCGUAGCCCCGGAGCCCGGGAGCCGGGAGGAGGCGGCGGUCGUAGCCCGGAACGCGACGCUCUCGCCGGGCAGGGAGACGGACAUGCUCGGCCCGGAGAGGACCAGAGACGCCGGUAGCCCCAAACUCAUUGACGGCACUACGGAUGUGAAGGAGAGGAAAGAGGAGUCCGGAAAGGUCAUGGAGGACGAAGCGCAGACCAAAAUCAAGCAGAGGAGAAGUCGGACUAACUUCACGCUGGAGCAGCUCAACGAACUGGAGAGGCUCUUCGACGAGACCCACUACCCCGACGCCUUCAUGCGGGAGGAGCUGAGCCAGAGGCUGGGGCUGUCCGAGGCCCGGGUGCAGGUUUGGUUCCAGAACAGAAGAGCCAAAUGCAGGAAGCAGGAGAACCAGUUACAUAAAGGAGUCCUGAUCGGAGCAGCGAAUCAGUUCGAGGCUUGUCGCGUGGCACCAUAUGUCAACGUGGGAGCUUUACGAAUGCCAUUCCAACAGGAUAGUCAUUGCAACGUGCCGCCCUUCUCCUUUCAGGUGCAAGCGCAGUUACAGCUGGACAGCGCCGUGGCGCAUGCGCAGCACCACCUGCACUCGCACUUGGCCGCGCACGCGCCCUACAUGAUGUUCCCGGCGCCGCCCUUUGGCCUGCCGCUGGCCACGCUUGCCGCUGAGUCGGCGUCGGCCGCGUCCGUGGUGGCCGCCGCCGCAGCCGCCAAGAACACCAGCAAGAACUCUAGCAUUGCCGACCUGAGGCUCAAGGCCAAGAAACACGCGGCCGCGCUGGGCCUGUGA
Phycodurus eques (leafy seadragon) is the source of this 924-nucleotide messenger RNA. RefSeq names its product shox homeobox 2 (gene shox2). The coding region runs from base 1 to 924 and encodes 307 amino acids. The transcript has 5 exons. Gene Ontology annotation, biological process: regulation of transcription by RNA polymerase II. NCBI's taxonomy places the organism in Eukaryota, Metazoa, Chordata, Actinopteri, Syngnathiformes, Syngnathidae. Gene Ontology annotation, cellular component: nucleus. The record is from RefSeq and is a predicted model, not a curated record. Gene Ontology annotation, molecular function: DNA-binding transcription factor activity, RNA polymerase II-specific; sequence-specific double-stranded DNA binding.